AUGUCUCUAAUAGGAGUGAAAAUUGUAUUACCUGUAUCAAAGCCUUUGUGGAAAUUGUCUGUACAGACGCAAGCUAAAUUGAAUUUCGAUUUAUUGAAGAGCAGUUUAUUUUUGAUAUGCGCUCUUAUAAUUGAAUGUCUAGUCUGCAGAGACAUGAAAAUGUAUCAACAGCCUACUUGGCGUUUAUGGGGCGAAGAGCGCGUGGAAGGUGCUAUUUACACCGUGUACCUGAAAAAAGUGCGUUAUCAUAGACCUACACCGAGUGCAUCUAGUCAAGACUCCGAGGACGAAAUAUCACAUUUGGAAUGGGAAACAGUUCGGGUUCGAUUCGUCAAAGCUGGUACAUUGGCGAGAUUGGUGGAAGCUUUGGCGACAGAUGAUGGAGAAUUAGAAAGCACAUAUGUCAAUGUAUUUUUGGCCACAUACAGAGCGUUUGCAACGACAUUACAAGUUUUGGAACUACUGACAGAACGCUACAAGUAUUUAGAAGAUAAUUUAACGGAGAGCGAACAACAUAGAAAAACUUUAAUAUCAGCACUCCAUGUCUGGCUAGACAGUUACCCCGAAGACUUCAAAUCCGCAAACGAAACUUUAUCACCAUGUCUCUCUCAUUUGCUCCAAUUUACAACCCAUUACUUACCCCAUUCGGAUUUGCAUGCCAAAAUUUCACAUCGGGUCAACAAAAUUGGUUUAAAAAGCGGAUCCGUAGAAAACUUACUUUAUGCCGCUAUUCCAAAAAAUCACAGCUGCCAAAAUUUUGGAGAAUCGCAGACUGUAGUAGACAACGGAUCCAUAGUGUAUUCUACAAGAAAUUAUGCUCAAUUAGGGAUGGAGAAUUUCACUUUUGGAGUAAAAUCGCCACCUAUGACCACAUAUUUGCCGGAUACGUAUGUUCCCGACCAUAGAAGCCAUUUCGUUCACGAAUUCAGCCCAGAAGUGGCUGGGUUGGAUUUGGACAUUGCUGGAAUAUGCCUGGCACCAGGAAUGAGGACACCUCUGCAUACGAUGCAGGGGUAUAGAUUUCCCAAUGUACCUGAGAAGCAUUUUGCGGAACAGCUGACUAGAAUGGAUAUGCAACUCUUUAAGAAAUUAGUCCCGCAUCAGUGCUUAGGAGCAGUCUGGAGUAGAAGAGAUAAAGACAGGCAGCAUGAAGCCGCAACAGUAUUAGCAACAGUCAAUCAAUUUAAUGCUGUUUCAUUAAGGGUAAUAUCAAGUAUUUUAGUAGAGCCAGGACUUAAGCCAAAUGAAAGAGCUGCAAUCAUUGGCACCUGGAUCGAUAUUGCUCAAGAACUGCGAAUUUUGAAGAAUUUUUCAUCACUUAAAGCUAUUAUAUGCGGACUUCAAAGCAAUCCUAUAUACCGAUUGCAAAGAGUUUGGUCAGCAGUAGCUCGUGAUAAAUUAGAACUAUUUAGUGAAUUAGCAAGAAUUUUUAGUGAAGACAAUAAUCAAUGGGCACAACGUGAACUUCUUAUGAGGGAAGGCACCGCUAAAUUUGCAGACACUGCUGGAGAACAUGACAGACAUUUGCAAAAGGUUUUCCAAAAGCAAAACAAUUACUGUUCCAGCAUAAGCCACGGAACGAUACCUUAUUUAGGGACUUUUUUAACUGACUUGACAAUGAUUGACACAGCAAUACCUGAUACUGUAGCAGAAGGACUAAUUAAUUUUGAUAAGAGACGGAAAGAGUUCGAAGUCCUGGCUCAAAUAAAACUUCUUCAAGGAGCGGCGAAUGCUUACAAUCUUUCUAUUGAUCCAUUAUUUGAUCGAUGGUUCGACUCACUACUAGUCUUAGAUGACCGACAGGCUUACAGUUUGUCUUGUCAAGUUCAGCCUAAUGCUGAUAAUGGAAAAGUCAACAAAAAACCACCACAGGGUCACAAGAAAAAUGAUUCUAUAACGAGCACAUCUAGUAGCGGUGGGUCACAAUUUUACUACGAAAUUGCUAAUAGUGCUCCAAAUUCUAGAAAUAAUAGUUUGGAUAGAGGGGUAUCUCCACCCGGAAUGUCAGCUGCUUCCAGCAGUUCCAGCCUCCCAUCCCUGGACGUUUCCUUAUCAAGCGCUGGAAGCGGUGCUUUUCAGCAAAAGCACAACACUCUUAAACAAAAUGGAACAUCACCGCAACUCAACUCAACUGGACCUGAUUUUUAUAUUAUUAAAGUCACAUACGAGACUGAAAGCCGCGAGACGGAAGGAAUAGUUCUCUACAAAAGUAUAAUGUUAAGUAAUAGCGAACGCACACCGCAAGUUAUUAGAAAUGCUAUGUUAAAACUUAAUUUAGAAGGUGAUCCUAGUAAAUAUACACUUGCACAAGUACUGCCUGACCGAGAAAUGGUUCUUCCUCAAAAUGCUAAUGUUUACUAUGCUGUAAAUACAGCAUACAACUUGAACUUCAUUCUUCGGCCCAGGAAGGAGGAACUUCAACCAACUAGGUGACAUAGCUUAGGAGAUAUUUUGCUAUAAAUUGAAUUGUACUGGAUACCAUCAUUUUAGUUAUGUAUUCAUAAAAAAUCAUAUUUAUUGACGAACUGUAUUGUUGAUAGUAACGUUAGCUA
Molecule: messenger RNA, 2552 nt
Organism: Ctenocephalides felis (cat flea)
Lineage: Eukaryota; Metazoa; Arthropoda; Insecta; Siphonaptera; Pulicidae
Product: ral guanine nucleotide dissociation stimulator-like 1
Exons: 15
Coding region: 1-2433 (810 amino acids)
Biological process (GO): positive regulation of GTPase activity; Ras protein signal transduction
Cellular component (GO): plasma membrane
Molecular function (GO): guanyl-nucleotide exchange factor activity
Source: RefSeq, a predicted model, not a curated record